UGUCGAUUGUCGCGCGCGGCCGCGGAUGCGGCACACCGGGUGGUAGAGGCGCAUGCGCUCGCCGGAACCGCGCUCCGAUUGGUCGUCGCCACAUGGUCUGAUGUCAGACCACAGAACUGUGCGAUUCAAUAAUAAGAUGCUGGUGAGCUAGAUGCUAGCCAGUCCUCACUCCUCAGUUCAAUCGUCCGACUUCCCGAUUGCCACUCUGGAGAGCGAGAGCCACUCGCGCCAUACUCCACUCGAGGUGAACGAGCCAGUCCCGCGAGGAAGAGAGCCUCGCGCGGUGAUUCGAAAAAUUGACGGCGCAGCGAGGAACGCCUGCAGUCUUUUGCUCCGCUCCAAUUUUUCCCGGGAUUGCUUAUAUGCGAGAGCUUGGGCCAGAUAGGGAUCCACAAAGAAAGAAACUUCUUCGGCAAGAUGCCUGCUCAGUUUGAAAGUGUCAACAGUCCUGUGACGCGGGAGUCCGUGAUCGGAAAUGGAGUAUCAUAUUCCGUCGAUAGUGACAUCGUUAUUACGGGCAUAUCAGGCCGUCUACCCGAGUCAUCGAAUAUCGAGGAGUUUAAGGAGAAUCUGAUGAAAGAAAUGGACAUGAUCACUGAUGACGAUCGUCGUUGGUCAGCGGGGCUCCACGGGCUACCGCUCAGAUCUGGUAAAAUCAAGGACCUGAGCAGCUUUGACGCGUCUUUUUUCGGGGUACAUCCGAAGCAGGCACACGUAAUGGACCCGCAGCUUCGCAUGAUGUUAGAAGUCACGUACGAGGCGAUAGUUGACGCUGGCGUCAAUCCCUCGACCGUUAGAGGAUCGCGUACCGGUGUAUUCAUCGGUGUCUCUAGCUCGGAAACGGAUGAAUUUUGGACGAAAGAUGCGGACAUCAUAAACGGAUACGGACUGCUCGGUUGUUGCAGAGCGAUGUUCGCCAACAGAAUCUCCUACUGUUUUGACUUCAAUGGACCUAGCUACGCGAUAGACACGGCUUGUUCGUCGAGCAUGUGCGGCGUGCAUCAGGCAGUCGCUGCAAUGCGCGCCGGCGAGUGUGACGCUGCAAUCAUCGGUGGAGUGAAUCUCUUGUUAAAACCGAACUGCUCGCUUCAAUUUCACAGACUAGGUAUGCUGUCUCAGGAUGGAAAGUGCAAAGCAUUUGACGCUUCGGGUGACGGUUACGUGAGGGCCGAGGCGGUAGUGGCGAUAUAUUUGCAGAAAGCGAAGGAUGCCCGCAGAGUGUACGCCACGAUGAUUCACACGAAAGCAAACACCGACGGCUACAAAUCCCAAGGUAUCACGUAUCCGAACGGUGAGAUGCAAAAUCGAUUGAUGCGCGAGAUGUAUAACGAGGCGGGAAUUAAUCCCGCGGACGUGAGUUACGUGGAGAGCCAUGGUACUGGUACCAAAGUAGGCGAUCCAGAGGAGAUCAAUUCCAUCGACAAGUUAUUCUGCAAAGGCAGGAAGACUCCCUUGCUGAUUGGCUCGGUAAAAUCCAACAUGGGUCACUCGGAACCGGCCAGCGGAUUGUGCUCGAUCGCCAAGGUGUUGAUUGCGAUGGAAGCGGGCGUGAUACCCGCGAAUUUGCACUUCAAUACUCCGAAUUCGAACAUUCCUGCUUUGAUCGAAGGGCGCAUUCGAGUGGUCGACAAGGUCACACCGUGGAACGGUGGUCUCGUGGGCAUCAACUCGUUCGGCUUCGGCGGCGCAAAUGUGCACAUCAUUCUGCGCAGCAAUCCAAAACCAAAAUUAUCACCGUUAUUGAACGUCACCGAGCUGUUGCCCAAAUUGGUUGCUGUAUCCGGUCGAACGGAAGAAGCUGUGCACACCUUAUUGGAUCAAGUAAAAGAGCAUCGUAAAGACGACGAGUUUCUCUCAUUGUUACACGUAGUGCACAAUAACGACAUUCCCGGCCAUCAUAUUCGCGGCUACGAGAUACUUAAUAUUGAUGGUACACGUGAAAUGACCGAGGUAGCGAGUUAUAACGAGAGGCGCCCCAUUUGGUUCGUAUUUUCCGGCAUGGGCACGCAAUGGCCGGGCAUGGCUCGUCAGCUGUUUGGCAUUGAAACUUUUCAACGUAGUUUGCGACGAUGCGCGGAUGCGCUGGCGCCUCACGGUAUCGACCUCAUGAACAUCAUCAUAAAUGCCACGGACGAUACGUACGAGAAUGUGAUGGAUUCCUUCGUGUCUAUCGCGGCGGUGCAGGUUGCCCUGGUCGACGUUUUAACGUCGAUAGGCAUACAUCCGGACGGCAUAAUCGGACACUCCGUUGGAGAAUUGGGUUGUGCUUAUGCUGACGGCGCAUUUACACCGGAGCAGACUGUCUUAGCGGCUUACUGUAGAGGUAAGGCAAUUAUAGAUUCCAAGCUGGAACGGGGCGCCAUGGCGGCAGUUGGCUUGAGCUGGGAGGAGACCAAAAAGAUGUGCCCAUCCGAUAUCACUCCAGCUUGCCACAACUCCGCGGACUCGGUCACUAUCUCCGGUCCGGCAGAGUCUAUGCAAAAGUUCGUAGAAACGCUGAAAAGCAAAGAUAUCUUCGCCAAGCUGGUGAAAAGUUCCGGCUUCGCCUUCCACAGCAAAUAUAUCUCCUCAGCAGGACCUAAGCUACGCGCUUCGCUCGAAAAGAUCAUACCGAACCCGAAGCAGAGGUCGGCUAAAUGGAUUUCCACUUCCGUACCCGAAGCUGCAUGGGGCAGUCCGCUCGCGCAGUUUAGCUCGUCCGCGUAUCACGUAAACAAUUUGCUGUCUCCUGUCCUCUUCCAGGAGGGGCUCGCGCAUGUUCCAGAGAACGCGGUAACAAUCGAGAUCGCGCCGCAUUGUCUGCUGCAGGCAAUUUUACGCAGAUCGUUACCGUCAACGGUGACCAAUAUCAGCCUCCACAAGCGGGACCAUUCGGACAACCUGGCUUUCCUGCUGUCUAACGUGGGCAAGCUGUACAUGGCCGGGGCGCAACCUGACAUCUCCAAAUUGUAUCCGCCAAUCAGUUUUCCCGUCGGUCGCGGAACACCGAUGAUCGGGUCUCUAGUCAAGUGGGAUCACUCUGUCGCGUGGGAUGUAGCUACUUUCAACCAGAUAUCGGGCCACUCGGGAGAGUGUGUCGUCCAAGUAGAUUUGUCGAAAGAAACGGACGCGUAUCUAGCAGGACACCAGAUAGAUGGUAGAGUCCUUUUCCCAGCUACUGGCUACAUUCUGUUGGUGUGGAAAACAUUGGCGAAAUUACGCGGCACCGACUUUGAACGAUUGCCGGUGGUGUUCGAGAAUGUGCGUUUUCAGCGUGCCACCAUCAUGCCGAAAGAGGGAACGGUGAAAUUCUCGAUAACCAUCUUCCAGGGAACGGGCGAUUUUGAAAUCUGCGAGGCCGAUACAGUCGUCGUCAGCGGUAACAUCCACGUAUCCGAGACUAUCGAGAAAGAUCAGCUGAAGCUGCCGCCACCGCCAAUGCCGCCUAACGACGAGGAGACUUUGCCGUUGAACACUAAGGACAUUUACAAGGAGCUGAGGCUGCGCGGAUACGAGUAUCGCGAUAUCUUCCAAGGAAUCAAAUCUUGCGAUAACUACGGCACUGCUGGCGAACUUUGCUGGUUCGACCAAUGGGUUUCGUACAUAGAUACUAUGCUUCAGUUCACCAUACUAUCCACCAGCCACAAGCUACUGUAUUUACCGUCGCGUCUGCAGUACGCCGCAAUUGACCCUGUUCUUCAUAAACGACUGGUGGAAGAAUUACCAGAGAAUGGUGGGUUGCCGGUAUAUCACUACAAGAACAUUGAUAUUGUUAAAUCGGGUGGUAUCGAGCUCAGAGGAUUGAAAUCUUCCUUGGCACCUCGACGACAGCAGACUCAAGCUGAUCCUAAACAUGAACGAUAUACUUUCAUGCCCUAUGAAAAUUCGCACAGUCUGGUAGAGGAUCCAAUGAGAGGAAAGGCGCACGCGCUCACUGUGCUCUUGCAAAUCAUGUGUGAGAACAUGAUGGCACUGAAAUUGAAGACCGUGGAAGUUGCAGGCGAACGAGCUGCGGAAGCCCUCUUAGCGCCGCUUAUGUUGGACAUUUUCCAUAACCAACUGGGCUCGCCUGACAUUGAUUUACAAGUGAUUGCAGUUUCUCCCGACAAUUACACGGCGAGCUUGAGUCAAAUGAAUGUGAACGCUGAUGUUGUCAAACGAGACGUCAACAACGCACCCCCCGCUCAGAAUGUGCACCUCGUCAUAGCGGCGGACGUCCUGUCCAAUCGAUCUUAUAUUGUUCUCAAAAACUUGGCGGCUGCCUUAAAACCUGGUUGUUUCAUUCUUCUGGAGGAGACCACUAAGCAACUGGAUUUGAAGACCGUAUUGAAGGAAACUGAUCUAACAUUGGCCGGAAAACAAAUCGAUCCCAUAGGAAAGACGUACUUAUUGCUGAAGAAGCGGGAGACAAAAAGAGAACCGAUAGUAAUAGAAAUCACAGAGAAAAAUCUCUCGUGGUUGGAAGGUGUAAAAGCAGCACUGAAGAAAUCUGACAGCGAAGAUCAAGAAGUGCUUCUUGUAUCCCAGGGAGAAGAAACGCUUGGCUUGGCCGGACUCAUGACUUGCAUACGACGCGAGGUAGGCGGUGCAAAUGCGCGCUAUGUCUUCAUCCAGGACAAGAACGCUCCAAAGUUCGGCUUAUCCGUGCGGUUUUACGUGGAACAAUUGGACAAAGGAUUGAUGGCCAACGUGCUAAAAGGAGGACAAUGGGGCAGUUAUCGACAUUUGCCGUUGGAUCAACAGAACAAUGUGUCUUCUCUGCAGGUGGAGCACGCCUACGUCAACACACUGACAAGGGGAGACCUCAGCAGCUUGAGAUGGAUCGAAGGCCCUUUAACUUAUUAUCGAUCCGACAAUUCUCCCAAUACGGCACUUUGCAGCGUGUACUAUGCUCCACUGAAUUUCAGGGAUAUCAUGUUAGCAAGUGGCAAAUUACCACCAGAUGCCCUACCAGGGAAUAUGGCUACGGAAGAGUGUAUAUUGGGACUCGAAUUUUCCGGAAGAGACACUAACGGUCGACGGGUGAUGGGCAUAGUUGAAGCUAAAGGGUUGGCGACCACUGUGGUAACGGAUCUUGAUUUCCUUUGGGAAGUACCUGACAAAUGGACCUUGGAACAAGCGGCAACGAUACCUGUCGCUUACGCAACUAGUUACUACGCUCUGUUUGUACGGGGUCGAUUGAAAGCAGGCGAAAGCGUGUUAAUCCACGCUGGUACAGGCGGCGUUGGUCAAGCAGCGAUCGCCAUUGCUCUACAUGCUGGUUGUACCGUCUUCACUACCGUCGGCACGCUGGAAAAAAGAGAGUAUCUCAAGAAAAUUUUCCCGCAGUUGAACGACAGGCACAUCGGCAAUUCCCGAGAUACGAGUUUCGAACAGCUAAUACGUACUGAGACGCAGGGACGUGGAGUCGACGUUGUGCUGAACUCACUGGCAGAGGAGAAAUUGCAAGCCGGCAUUCGGUGCCUCGCGUACGGUGGCCGUUUCCUUGAGAUCGGCAAGUACGACUUGUCAAAUGACAGCCGCGUAGGAAUGUCAAUGUUUUUGAAGAAUACGUCUUUCCACGGUAUAUUGCUGGAUGCGUUAUUUGGAGAAGAUAACGUGGAAAAGAGGGAAAUGAUAAAACUCGUUUCGGAGGGAAUUAAGAAUGGCGCGGUACGUCCGCUCCAGUCGACCGUGUUUUCAGAGCAACAGCUCGAGCAAGCAUUCAGGUUCAUGGCGACGGGCAAGCACAUCGGCAAAGUGCUGCUGAAGAUUCGUGAUGAGGAACCGAAGAAGCGUGUAUUACCAACACCGAAGACAGUGGCUGCGAUCCCGCGUACUUACAUAAAUCCGGAGAAAUCGUAUGUACUGAUCGGCGGUCUCGGCGGAUUCGGUCUAGAACUGGCCAACUGGAUGGUCGCCCGUGGCGCCAAAUUCAUUAUUCUCGUGUCGCGCUCAGGCAUACGUAAUGGUUACCAGGCAUUGUGCGUGCGUCGCUGGCGCGAACGCGGCGUAAAAAUUGUCAUCUUCACAGCGGAUGUUACGACGUUAUCGGGUGCCCAACGCUUGAUCCAGGAAAGCAACCGAAUAGCUCCAGUAGGCGGUAUAUUUAAUCUGGCAGCCGUACUGCGUGACGCUCUGAUUGAAAACCUCGAAGAAGCCGAUUUUAAAACGGUUAUUUUACCAAAAGUCGAUGUUACAAGGAAUGUAGAUGUGGUAUCGAGAAAGCUCUGCCCAUCGCUAGAUUACUUUGUGGUGUUCUCGUCCGUAUCAUGCGGUCGCGGUAAUAUAGGUCAAACCAACUACGGUUUCGCGAAUUCUACCAUGGAGAGAAUAAUUGAAGAGAGGCAGGCUAAUGGCUUACCCGGUCUUGCCAUUCAAUGGGGUGCUGUCGGAGACGUUGGCCUAAUCAUGGAAAUGGGAGAUAAUGACACCGAGGUGGGUGGCACUCUACCACAACACAUGUCGAGUUGUCUCGCGACAAUGGAUAUAUUCCUUCAGCAACCGCACCCAGUGCUCGCAUCCACGGUGUUAGCUGAGAAACAUAAAACCGGCGACAGUAACAAGGCCGACCUCGCUGCAACCAUUGCCAAUAUUUUAGGCAUUAAAGAUGUUAAUACGAUUAAUCCCAACAAUAGCUUGGCCGAUUUGGGUAUGGAUUCGCUGAUGGGCACGGAAAUAAAACAGACCCUCGAAAGGAACUACGACAUCGUAUUGUCGGCUCAAGAGAUUCGUACCUUGACCUUCGCCAAACUGCAAGAAUUAUCUUCGACAGGUGAUGAGACAGCGAAAGAACAACAAUCUCUUGCUGCAAAUGCGACUGCUGCGGACUCGGACAUGUCGCCCAACAACAUGCUGCUGAUGCAGUGGCCGAGCAAUGAGUUGCUGCCUAAAGAGGCUCUUGUUCGCUUGAAAACAAAGAGUUCCAACGGACCGACGUUAUUCGUUGUUCAUGCUAUUGAAGGUCUUGUCAAACCGUUAGAGUAUGUGGCCAGUGAACUUGACAGGCCAUUUUGGGGCCUGCAGUGUAUUGAGCAGGCGCCUCACGAAACGAUAUCGGAGUUGGCUGAAUUUUAUCUGAAUACUAUUAGAAAAGUUCAGAAAAAGGGACCAUAUCACUUGGCAGCAUACUCGUUUGGAACUGCCGUCGCCAUCGAGAUGACUCUGCAAUUGGAAUCCGCUGGGGAAAAAGUGAUUCUGAGUCUAAUCGAUGGUUCACUGGAAUUCCUGCGACAGCAAUGUGCUGUGAUUGGCAAAGUAGAUGAAUUGAAAAAUAUUACUUCCGACAGUUGUAUGAAAGCACUGGCAUAUUUUAGCAUACAAUUUAACAAGAGCAUCAAUUUCAUUCAAGCGUACAAUGUUUUGAAACACAGUAAAUCAGAUGUGGAGAUGUUCGACAAGAUGAUAGAAGUGAUAGGUAAUACGCCGUUUACACAGGACGAUCUAAAGAUUGCCGGAUAUCUUUUAUUCAAAAAAUUAGCGGCUUGUGUAAUGUAUAAUCCAAAUCAAAAGAUUAAAGGACCGGUUACACUAAUUAAGGCUACAGAAAACUUCCUGCCUUUAGAAAAGGAUUAUGGUUUAUCAAAUAUUUGCACGCAACCCGUCAGAAUAGAAGAGGUACAUGGUAAUCACAGAACAAUAUUAUUGGGAGAAAGUGCAAAGAGGAUCGCCAGUCUCUUACAAGUGUAGAAAGCUUGCGAAAGAAUAUUCGUAUUUUAAGUUUUAUUAUAUUUGAGAGUAAUUACGCGGCACGCACACAUACAUACACGCACGCACGCGCGCGCACGCGCGCGCCGCAUUGCUGAUAAACUUAUUAUGUAUUUUUCAUAAUAUAGAAAAGUUGUAGAAACAUUGUACAUGUAAAUAUCUUAUUUCAAAAUCGCAAAUAUGAUAUAAUUAUACUGCUGCAGUUUAACUGAAAAA
Wasmannia auropunctata (little fire ant) is the source of this 7881-nucleotide messenger RNA. It is a transcript of the gene FASN1, whose product is annotated as fatty acid synthase. The coding region runs from base 418 to 7647 and encodes 2409 amino acids. Gene Ontology annotation, biological process: fatty acid biosynthetic process. The record is from RefSeq and is a predicted model, not a curated record. Gene Ontology annotation, molecular function: fatty acid synthase activity; oxidoreductase activity; phosphopantetheine binding. The transcript is spliced from 10 exons. Lineage: Eukaryota; Metazoa; Arthropoda; Insecta; Hymenoptera; Formicidae.